AUGGAUGAAGCUACUAUGCUUAAGAAGAGAGGUUAUACAAUUGGCAAACAUUUAGGAGAAGGAUCGUACGCAAAGGUGAGGUCAGCAUAUUCUGAACAUCAUAAAUUUAACGUAGCCGUAAAAGUGAUUGACCGGAAAAAAUCACCAGCUGACUUCCUUGAAAAAUUUCUUCCACGUGAGAUCGAGAUCUCAAAAAUAAUGAAACACCACUCGGUUGUAAAGAUUUAUGAGAUUUUUGAGACAGCAGAUGGCAAGGUCUACAUCAUCAUGGAGCUGGCUGUUCAUGGAGAUCUGCUAGAUUUCAUCAAGGAAAAGGGGCCAUUGUCAGAAGAAUUGGCAUGCAGGAUGUUUCGCCAACUCGUCUCCGCAGUGAAGUACUGUCACGAUCUAGAUAUUGUCCAUAGGGAUUUGAAGUGUGAGAACCUUCUCUUAGAUAAGGACUUCAACAUCAAGCUCUCAGACUUUGGCUUUGCACGACAUUUAGCCCGCAACAGCUCUGGCAAGAUUAUUCUUAGCAAAACUUUUUGUGGAUCACCAGCCUAUGCUGCUCCAGAGAUAUUGCAAGGUAUACCAUAUCAGCCCAAAGUCUAUGACAUCUGGAGUCUGGGAGUAACUCUUUAUAUUAUGGUUUGUGGGGUAAUGCCUUACGAUGACUCCAACAUCAAGAGAAUGCUGCGCCUUCAGAAGGAGCACAGGCUAGAAUUUCCACGCUCUAAACACAUCUCUAGCAAGUGCAAAGAAUUAAUUUAUGGUAUGUUGCAGCCAGAUGUUACACUUCGUCUAACAGCAGACCAGAUUUUGAAUCAUGGCUGGCUGCAGCUAACCCAAAAACCUAAGGAGCAGAAACCCACCAUAAAAAAAGUAGUGACCGCUGGAAUUCAUACAAACGUGAAGGAGGAAAACAAUCUGGACAAAGUUCUCUGUACAUCAGAGGAUGAAGAACCCAUAGUUAAGGAAAAGCAUCUGCAGCAAAAGAUAGCUAGCACAGCUUUAGACAUGGAAGUUGAAGAGGACAUACUGAAAACUAAUCCAGAACACAGCCAGAACACCCCCAUGUAA
Molecule: messenger RNA, 1059 nt
Organism: Spea bombifrons (plains spadefoot toad)
Lineage: Eukaryota; Metazoa; Chordata; Amphibia; Anura; Pelobatidae
Product: testis-specific serine/threonine-protein kinase 1-like
Exons: 1
Coding region: 1-1059 (352 amino acids)
Biological process (GO): intracellular signal transduction; microtubule cytoskeleton organization; protein phosphorylation
Cellular component (GO): cytoplasm
Molecular function (GO): protein serine/threonine kinase activity; tau-protein kinase activity; ATP binding
Source: RefSeq, a predicted model, not a curated record